CAGACCGGAGUCUCAGCCAUUUUGAUUCUGCGCCUCUUCGCUAUGGCGGAGAUGGACGACGGCGACGAGCCGAGUUUAGUUCACACGCACAGCGGUUCGUCCGGGUCCAAGUCCGGAGCAGAUAAGAUGUUUUCCCUUAAGAAAUGGAAUGCAGUGGCGAUGUGGAGCUGGGAUGUUGAGUGCGACACCUGCGCUAUUUGCAGGGUUCAAGUAAUGGAUGCGUGUUUGAGAUGCCAAGCUGAAAACAAGCAAGAAGACUGUGUUGUGGUAUGGGGAGAGUGCAACCACUCUUUCCACAACUGCUGUAUGUCGCUCUGGGUGAAGCAGAACAACAGAUGCCCGCUGUGCCAACAGGACUGGGUAGUACAGAGGAUCGGCAAGUGAGGAUUUCAAGCCUCGUACCCACACCUCCUCCGUCCACUUUGGCACCGCUCUGUCUAUGGAGAACAGGACUGAUUAUCAGAGCAUCUCUCUUGCCACUGAAUGUGUAGUUACACCUGUGUGCAUGUAUGUUACUGUCAGAGUGAAAUCAUGGAUGUAGGGAGAAAUUCGGGUGACGCUGGUGUGUUAUACCCCUCGGUCACUGAAUACAGCAUUAACUUGAGCCAGCUUGUGGAGCUCCGGGUUUGUAGCAUCACGUGAUGAACUGAAGAACCGUUGUACUAUGAAUGUGUGUUGUAAGUGUGUUAGAAAUAAAUAAAAUACUCAGUGUA
Messenger RNA from Paramisgurnus dabryanus, 713 nucleotides. The record is from RefSeq and is a predicted model, not a curated record. NCBI's taxonomy places the organism in Eukaryota, Metazoa, Chordata, Actinopteri, Cypriniformes, Cobitidae.